This is a messenger RNA of Acanthosepion pharaonis, 747 nucleotides long. Lineage: Eukaryota; Metazoa; Mollusca; Cephalopoda; Sepiida; Sepiidae. The record is from the annotation of a GenBank genome assembly.
AUGCCAUCUUUUUUAUAUUGUAUUAUUCCAUGUCUCUCAUCUUUUUUCUUUCUUUUUCAUUCAACCUUCUCUCUUUUUAUAAUUUAUUCUUUCACCUCUCUCAUCUUUUUUCUUCCUUUUCCUUUUUCUGUCUUUCUUUCUUUUUGCUUUUAUUCCUCAUCUUUCUUGCUUCCUUUUGUCUCUUCUUUCUUUUUUCUUUCUUUCUUAUUUUGCAUUCUCUCUUUUUUAUAUUUCAUUCUUCCACUUCUCUCAUCUUUUCUUCCACUUUUCUUUCUUUCUUUUUUAUUUCUUUCUUAUUCCACUUUCACUCUUUUUAUAUUUCAUUCUUUCACCUCUCUCAUCUUUCUUCUUUCCUUUUCUUUUUUCUUUCUGUUUUUCUUUCUUUCUUUUUGCUUUCUUUCCUCAUCUUUCUUGCUUCCUUUUCAUUCUUCUUUCUUUCUUUCUUAUUUUACAUUCUCUCUUUUUUAUAUUUCAUUCUUCCACUUCUCUCAUCUUUUUUCUUCAUUUAACAUUCUCUCUUUUUUAUAUUUCAUUUUUUCACAUCUUUCUUCGUUCAUUUUCUUUCUUUCUUUCUUUCUCAUUCUACAUUCUCUCUUUUUAUAUUUUGUUCUUUCACCUCCCCCACUUUCUUUCUUUCUUUCUUUCUUUCUUUCUUUCUUUCUUUCUUUCUUUCUUUCUUUCUUUCUUAUUCUGCAUUCUCUCUGUUUAUGUUUAUUUCUUUCUCUCCGGUGUUAUGUCACCCUAUGA